Molecule: messenger RNA, 1845 nt
Organism: Fonsecaea pedrosoi CBS 271.37
Lineage: Eukaryota; Fungi; Ascomycota; Eurotiomycetes; Chaetothyriales; Herpotrichiellaceae
Exons: 3
Coding region: 1-1845 (614 amino acids)
Source: RefSeq, a predicted model, not a curated record
AUGCCUCGACCGUAUUCACAUUCUGAGUGCUUCAGUUCCGGCGCAGCUGGCGAUGGUCCGGAUCAGGUGUACCGUCUGGCCACCGAGGGGCCUAUCGACGCCAUCUUCUCCGACUAUCUGGCCGAGGUCAACAUUGCAUGGCGAGCUCUGGAGCUGGUGGACAAACCUGAAUUGGGCUACGAGACGGCGUUCCUCACCCAUCUCAACCACAAAACCGCGGCGGAAGAGGUGUUCAAACGGGGCAUCAAGCUUGUUCACGAUGGCGGGGCACUGAAUCCCCGAGGUCUGUAUGAGGCGACCAAGAAGCUUUUUGCGGACAAGGGACUCGGCCAGGUCAAGAUUGCGUGGGUCGAGGGCGACAACGUGACGAGCGAGGUACUUGAGCAGAAGCAGAGCUUUGCCCAUCUCGACAUCCACGGCGUCGAGACGUCGCUCAUCAAGAACAAAAUCUUGUCUGCAAACGCCUACAUAGGCAUGCGGGGCAUCAUUGCCGCCCUGGACGCCGGCGCCCAGAUCGUCAUCUGUGGGCGCAUUUGCGAUGCAUCGCCCGUCAUGGCACUCGCUGCAUGGUGGCACGGCUGGUCAGAUACCGACUAUGACAAAUUGGCAGGGAGCUUGAUUGCAGGCCAUGUCACCGAGUGCGGGCCCUACACCACAGGGGGCAACUUUUGUGGCUUCAAGGCGAUCCCCAAGCUGUACGAGGUCGGAUACCCGAUUGCAGAGGUCGAGGCCGACGGGUCCGCUGUCAUCACCAUGCACGAAAACUCCAACGGCGCCGUCACCGUCGACACGGUCACGGCGCAGCUGGUCUACGAGAUCCAAGGACCGACUUAUCUCAACCCCGACGUGGCUGCUCUGCUCGAGGACGUCCGCAUCGAACAUGCUGGGAAAAACCGUGUCCGGGUCUCCGGCGUCAAAGGCACUCCGCCCCCGCCGACGACGAAACUCGCCAUCUGCACAUUUGGGGGCUACCAAGCCGAGGUGUCCACCUACGCCGUGGGCCUGGACGUGAAAGAGAAGGCGGAGCUGCAGAGGAUGCAAGUCCUGCGGCGUCUGGACCAGUCGAAGUUCUUGAAGAUCGCCAUCGACACGUAUGGCUCCGUACCCGAGGAUCCGCGAUCCCAGAAGGACGCGAGUGUUCAGAUCAGGCACUUUGUCCAGGCGUCGACCAAAGAAGCCAUUGGGGAAUUCUCGCAGGCUUUCUUGUUCACGUCCAUGCAGGGCUAUGGUGGAUUUCACCUAAACAUGGACAUUCGAACCCUCGCCCCGAAGCCCUUUGUGACAUACUUUCCCGGAAAAUAUCCCCAAGAGUCGCUCAAAGUCCGAGCCCACGUCGAAUUUUCCGACGACGCCGACCACAAAGCCCUCCCAGUCACCCCGCCGCCCAAGUUCCAAGACUUUGAGGGGCAACGCUCCUACGACUCCACCGACCCGGUGGCCCUGUCGACCUUUGGGCCGACCACCCGCGCCCCGCUGGGGAAAGUGGUUCUCGCACGGUCCGGCGACAAGGGCGGGAACGCCAACGUGGGGUUAUGGGUGCGCCACGACGACGAAUGGCCCUGGCUGCGGUCGUUGCUCACCAUCGCGCGGCUCAAGGACCUCCUCGCCGACGACUACCGGCCCGAGUACCGCGUCGAUCGGUUCGAGCUGCCCAACCUCCGCGCCGUGCACUUUGUCGUCUACGGCAUCCUGGAGGACGGCGUCAGCUCGUGCAGCCUGAUCGACGGGUUCGCAAAGAGCUUCGGCGAGUUCAUCAGGGCCCGUCAGGUGGAUAUCCCGCAGGGGUUUUAUGCUCGGCCGCACGUAGGCGAGGAGCUGCUGGAUGGUUAUCAGAACGGUGUUUGA